This is a messenger RNA of Candoia aspera, 1488 nucleotides long. It is a transcript of the gene REEP4, whose product is annotated as receptor accessory protein 4. Gene Ontology annotation, molecular function: microtubule binding. The record is from RefSeq and is a predicted model, not a curated record. The transcript has 7 exons. Gene Ontology annotation, cellular component: cytoplasmic microtubule; endoplasmic reticulum membrane. NCBI's taxonomy places the organism in Eukaryota, Metazoa, Chordata, Lepidosauria, Squamata, Candoiidae. Bases 24 to 926 code for a protein of 300 amino acids.
CUCCCUCCGUCCCUCCGCCGGCCAUGGUCCUGGGCGCCCUGAAGACCGCGGCGCUGCGCUCCGGGCGGCGGGGCUGCCUGGCGCUGCUGGCCGGCGCGUAUCGAGGCUGGCCGGCCGGCCUGACGCCGCCCUUCCGUUGCAGGCUGUUGCUGGGGACGCUCUACCCGGCCUACGCCUCCUACAAGGCCGUGAGGAACAAGGACGUCCGGGAGUACGUGCGGUGGAUGAUGUACUGGAUCGUCUUUGCGCUCUUCAUGGCCACCGAGACCAUCACAGAUAUCUUCGUUUCCUGGUUUCCCUUCUACUAUGAGAUCAAAAUGGCCUUUGUGGUGUGGCUCCUGUCUCCUUACACAAGGGGGGCCAGCCUGUUGUACCGCAAGUUCGUGCACCCCACAUUGUGCAGCAAAGAAAAGGAGAUUGACCACUUCAUCCUCCAGGCUAAAGAGCGUGGCUACGAGACUCUCUUGAGUUUUGGGAAGAAGAGCAUCAGCGUGGCAGCCACAGCAGCUGUCCAGGUGGCCGCAAAAAGCCAGGGUGCCCUGGCAGGACGUUUACGCAGCUUCAGCAUGCAGGACUUGCGUUCCAUCCCAGAAACAGCCACAAUUCAUUAUUCAGAUCCCCUCUAUCUGGAGGAACAGGAGCUGUGCCGGCGACCGAUCGGGGGCAGGCUAACGGUGCAGCAGCCAGGCUCCAAUAGCCAUGAGGACUGCUGGUCAGACUCAGAACUGUCUGCCACUCCGAGAGGCUGCUGUGAGGACCUUGCUCUGCCUGAGCCACUGGGGAGGAGCCAGAGCCUGCGCCGGGUGACCAAGAAGCCACCAGCCAAAGAGGGUUCUACUCGGGCGGUGCGAAGUCGUUUCCAGAAGAAGGUGCCAGAGCAAGACAGCCAGGCCUCCCGGGGAGAGGCAAGGCGGGCAAACCCCUGAGCUGGGGGUGAGGCUUCAGGGCCCUAUUGCCUCUUCUGUUUUUUCCACAGCCAAAUCGACCCAACUUACUGUUCAGUUUGGGCUGUGGAGAAGAGGGACCGGUGUCUCUAGCUGCCUUGGGGGCUGCAAUUGAGCAUCCGUGUCUUGUGCGGGUGAAUUCCAGGACGGGUCCCUCCACAUGCCGCCUCAGUGAAGUGACAGCCCUCUUCACUAUUGUUGGUGCUGCCUUUUGAUGUGUUCAGAGUCUCCAAUGUAAGGGCAUGGUGCCUGACCUGAUGCAACAACGGUUUGCAUGGGACAUUAAGAGCCAGGAGCCAGGCAUCCGCUUAGCCCACUUUGCUCCAUCUCGGCCUGGAGUAUCGGUUCGGUGCUACUGGUUUUGGGUCCCUGCGAUAAAGCCAAAGCUGGGGAGCGCUACUGUGCCUCUUCCCCAAGGGUUGUGUUCCGUGCAGGAGCUUUCUCCUAUUUUCCACUCCCUCUUCUGCUGGUGAAGAUGCUGACUCGGGCUUGCUGGUACGCCAAGAGCCUUUGUAAUUUUAGCCUUUGAAUAAAUACGUUUGUC